GCCGCCGCCAGCUUUGGAUUAUCAGCGGCUCCCGGGGAGAGCUUGAGGAGCAGACGGAGGGGGCCACCAUGUCCCGCUCAGAGGAGGUGCACCGGCUCACCGAGAAUGUGUACAAGACGAUCAUGGAGCAGUUUAACCCUUGCCUCAGGAACUUCAUCUCUAUGGGGAAGAACUACGAGAAAGCUUUGGCAAGUGUAACGUUUGCGGCGAAGGGUUACUUUGACGCUCUGGUAAAAAUGGGAGAGUUGGCCAGUGAAAGCCAAGGAUCCAAAGAGCUCGGGGAUGUCCUUUUCCAGAUGGCAGAAGUUCACCGGCAGAUCCAGAACCAGCUGGAGGAAAUGCUGAAAUCUUUUCACAAUGAACUGCUGACGCAGCUGGAGCAGAAGGUGGAGCUGGACUCGCGGUACCUGAAUGCGGCUUUAAAGAAAUAUCAGCUGGAGCAGAAGAACAAAGGAGACGCCUUGGAGAAGUGUCAGGGGGAGCUGAGGAAACUGCGCAAAAAAAGCCAGGGCAGCAAAAACCCUCAAAAAUAUUCCGACAAAGAGAUGCAGUACAUCGAAGCGAUCAGCAACAAGCAGAGCGAGCUGGAGAGCUUCGUGUCCGACGGGUACAAAACGUCUCUGACAGAAGAGAGAAGGAGAUACUGCUUCCUGGUGGAGAAACAAUGCGCCGUCGCCAAGAACUCCAUGGGCUAUCACAGCAAGGGCAAAGACAUUUUGGGGCAGAAGAUACCCUCCUGGCAACAAGCCUGCAUCGACCCGAGCAAGAUCCCCGACCGGGCCAUUCAGAUCAUGCAGCAGAUGGCUACUGGACCCAACGGCACCAUCAUGACGGGUACUCUGUCUGGGCCCAUGACCAACUCUAAAUCCAGCCUAACCAUAUCAGACCCGAUCCCUGGUGCCAAGCCCCUGCCGGUGCCCCCCGAGCUGGCUCCUUUUGUUGGGAGAAUGUCUGCACAGGAGGGCACACCCAUAAUGAACGGUGUCUCUGGGCCCCCCACCGGCAACUAUGAACCCUGGAUGGACAUGAAGCCCAAGGUGUCUCCAUCCCAGCCACACAAGCAGAUCAGCGAUUCCUAUUCCAACACACUUCCAGCCCGCAAGAGCGUCCCGCCCAAAAACAGUUACACCGUCGCGGAGAACAAGACGCUGCCGCGAUCCAGCUCCAUGGCGGCAGGCCUAGAGAAGAACAGCAGGACGCGGGUGCAAGCCAUCUUCUCACACUCGGCUGGAGACAACACCACCCUGCUCAGCUUCAGCAAUGGCGACUACAUCAUCCUUCUGGUCCCUGAAGCCAGGGAUGGCUGGCACUAUGGAGAGAGCGAGAAGACAAAAUUGAGAGGAUGGUUCCCUUUCUCGUAUACGCGGGUGGUGGAUGGUGGACGUGAUGCCGGUAACCGUACUCAGAACUUACAGCCUGGAAAAAGCAGCAGCACUGGCAAUCUGCUGGACAAAGACGACCUCUCCCUCCCUCCCCCCGACUACAACAUGGCAUCGCACGGUUUCCCGCCGCAGGCGCCUGGCCCCUAUAAGCCCCGACCCUACAGCGUGGCUGCCCCGGUCUUUUCACAGGGUUUAGAUGACUACGGAGCAGCACGUCCCACGAACAGAAACCCCUUUCUUGAAGUCCGAUUGAAGCCCACGAUGACAAACGACCGCUCUGCUCCCCUCGUGGACUGACGCUGGCUACCCUUCCGCAAGAGCCUCCAACCUUUGCCUCUGUGCCCUUGUACGCCGGUGAACGGAGUCGGGAGAGCCGGCAGAUGAGUGAACUCAACCCCUUUGUCUUAUCUUCUCUUCCCCCUCAGCUUAU
Molecule: messenger RNA, 1812 nt
Organism: Nanorana parkeri
Lineage: Eukaryota; Metazoa; Chordata; Amphibia; Anura; Dicroglossidae
Gene: BAIAP2
Product: BAI1 associated protein 2
Exons: 14
Coding region: 69-1679 (536 amino acids)
Biological process (GO): actin crosslink formation; plasma membrane organization; positive regulation of actin filament polymerization
Cellular component (GO): nucleoplasm; cytosol
Molecular function (GO): protein binding; cytoskeletal adaptor activity
Source: RefSeq, a predicted model, not a curated record